Messenger RNA from Felis catus (domestic cat), 5579 nucleotides. It is a transcript of the gene TPP2, whose product is annotated as tripeptidyl peptidase 2. Gene Ontology annotation, biological process: proteolysis. Gene Ontology annotation, molecular function: serine-type endopeptidase activity; tripeptidyl-peptidase activity. The record is from RefSeq and is a predicted model, not a curated record. Gene Ontology annotation, cellular component: cytosol. Lineage: Eukaryota; Metazoa; Chordata; Mammalia; Carnivora; Felidae. The transcript has 28 exons. Bases 1548 to 4688 code for a protein of 1046 amino acids.
CACGUUACCACAGAACCAUAGUUCAGUUCUCAGAGAAUCGGCAGACUUUUUUCCACAAGUUUUAAAUUGUUUAAUUUUAGUAAUUUUUCUUUUAUUCUUAAAUCAAUUUACACAUUUAUUUUUCACAACUUCUCAUGAAUUACCACAAAUUGAACACUCCCUUCCAUACCUCUUCCUAAUCAUUACUCCCUUCCUCCUCCAAAAGCAACCACCAUUGCCUGUUUUAAAUUUGCAGAAUGGAAUCAUACAGUGUGUCCUUUUACACGUCACUACUUUCAGUCAGUGUUAUGUUUGUGACAUUCAUCCAUGUGUGAGUGUGGAAGGAGUUUGUUCACUUCUCUUGCUUAUGAUGGAUGCACCACAAUUCAUGCGUGCAUUCUGCAGAUCAAUACUUUGUUUUCAGUUCUUGGCUCUUGUGGAAGAUGCUGUUUUGAACAUUCUCGCGUGCAUGUCUUUGGUGGGUCGUAGAGGGGUAGUAGCCGCAUGCAUGUCUUUGGUGGGUCGUAAAGGGGUAGUUCCAGUUCAUAUUCCCGCAAGAAGGGUAUGAGAGCUCUCAUUAUUUCACAUCGUUAAAUAGCUGUUACAUUUCUUUUAAUCAGUUAAUAAAAUAAAGAUAAUGUCUUGGUUUAUAAGGAAAACAAUACGUGCUAGUUGCAGAAACUUUUGGAUAACACGGGUGUGUAAAGUAAUAAGCAAGAGCUUCCAAAGUGCCACUCCUCAGGGGUGAUACCAACAACCUGAUGUUUAUCCUUCUGAAUCUUUCUUUUAAUGCAUACAUGUACCUUUUCUUAAUCAAAAGUGGAAUGGUAUUGGUGGUUGUCAGCCCUGGCUGCAGAUUAGAAUCACAUGAAGAGCUUUGUGCCCUAGAGAGGAAUUAAAGCCUUGGAGGAAGGCUGACAUUUUUUAAAGCUCCCUGGAGCUUUAAUUAAUGUGCAGUUAGGGGCGAGGACAACUGGCCUCAAUAGAUCUACGUACACAUUUAACUUGCAUUUACUUAAUCUGUGUACAGCAUCCCCUUUAAUUGGGUAAUUCACCCUCUUUAGCUGCAGUAUUUUCUGUUAGGUCACUGUUUGUCCUUCAGCCUCUUACUAGUCACAUUAAGUGUUGUACUUCAGGCAGUAUGCAUAUCAAGUCAACUUUAUAAAAGGAGGGAUCUAGAUUUAAUUAUCCAUUUGAUUUUGUUUACCAACAAUGUCUGUAUAAUUGUUUUUUUUUCCUUUAAGGAGGAGUAAAUGUUGAAUAUAUUGAAUAACUAAAAAUGAAGCGUAACCAGAUUUUUGGAACAUAUGGAAAUUACAUUUUAAUUCAGUAGGACUGUUCAGGCAAAUAAACUAAUCAAGGAGGAACUUCAAAGUCAAGUGGAAUUGCUAAAUUCUUUUGAGAAAAAAUAUAGUGAUCCUGGCCCUGUGUAUGACUGCUUGGUGUGGCAUGAUGGUGAAGCCUGGAGAGCCUGCAUUGAUUCGAAUGAAGAUGGGGACUUGAGUAAAUCUACCGUGUUGAGAAACUACAAAGAAGCCCAAGAAUAUGGUUCUUUUGGCACAGCUGAGAUGUUAAAUUACUCUGUUAACAUAUAUGACGAUGGAAACCUGCUGUCCAUUGUGACCAGUGGAGGAGCUCAUGGGACACACGUAGCUAGUAUAGCUGCUGGGCAUUUUCCUGAAGAACCUGAACGGAGUGGUGUAGCUCCCGGUGCUCAAAUUCUUUCAAUCAAGAUUGGCGAUACAAGACUAAGCACAAUGGAAACAGGCACGGGCCUCAUAAGAGCUAUGAUAGAAGUCAUCAAUCAUAAGUGUGAUCUUGUCAACUACAGCUAUGGAGAAGCUACUCACUGGCCAAAUUCUGGGAGAAUUUGUGAAGUCAUCAGUGAAGCAGUGUGGAAGCAUAACAUAAUUUACGUUUCCAGUGCUGGAAAUAACGGUCCGUGCCUUUCUACCGUCGGUUGUCCCGGUGGAACUACAUCGAGUGUAAUAGGUGUUGGUGCUUAUGUUUCUCCCGACAUGAUGGUUGCUGAGUAUUCCCUGAGAGAGAAAUUACCGGCCAAUCAGUACACGUGGUCUUCUAGAGGCCCCAGUGCCGAUGGGGCCCUAGGAGUGAGUAUCAGUGCACCAGGAGGAGCCAUUGCUUCUGUCCCUAACUGGACAUUGAGAGGAACUCAGCUAAUGAAUGGGACAUCCAUGUCUUCUCCUAAUGCGUGUGGAGGCAUCGCCCUGAUACUUUCUGGUCUGAAAGCUAAUAAUGUUAACUAUACGGUUCAUUCAGUCAGAAGGGCUCUAGAAAACACUGCCGUGAAGGCUGACAAUAUAGAAGUAUUUGCCCAAGGACAUGGUAUUAUUCAGGUUGAUAAAGCCUAUGACUACCUCAUUCAGAAUACAUCAUUUGCUAAUAAAUUAGGUUUCACUGUUACUGUUGGAAAUAACCGAGGCAUCUACCUCCGAGAUCCCGUUCAGGUGGCCGCACCUUCAGAUCAUGGCGUUGGCAUUGAACCUGUAUUUCCAGAAAAUACCGAAAACUCUGAAAAAAUAUCCCUUCAGCUUCAUUUAGCUUUAACUUCAAAUUCAUCUUGGGUUCAGUGUCCCAGCCAUUUGGAACUCAUGAAUCAGUGUAGACACAUAAACAUACGUGUGGAUCCCAGGGGCUUAAGAGAAGGAUUGCAUUAUACAGAGGUGUGUGGCUAUGACAUAGCCUCCCCUAACGCAGGUCCUCUGUUCCGAGUUCCAAUCACUGCAGUGGUAGCAGCCAAAGUAAACGAAUCAUCACAUUAUGAUCUAGCCUUGACAGAUAUACAUUUUAAACCUGGUCAAAUUCGAAGGCAUUUUAUUGAGGUUCCUGAGGGUGCAACAUGGGCUGAGGUGACUGUGUGUUCGUGCUCUUCUGAGGUUUCGGCCAAGUUUGUUCUCCACGCAGUGCAGCUGGUGAAGCAGAGGGCGUAUCGAAGUCAUGAAUUCUAUAAGUUCUGUUCCCUUCCGGAAAAAGGGACAUUGACUGAAGCUUUUCCUGUCUUAGGUGGGAAAGCAAUUGAGUUUUGCAUUGCUCGUUGGUGGGCAAGUCUCAGUGAUGUCAAUAUCGAUUACACCAUUUCUUUCCAUGGAAUAGUGUGUACUGCUCCUCAGUUAAACAUUCAUGCGUCGGAAGGAAUCAAUCGUUUUGAUGUUCAGUCCUCCUUGAAGUAUGAAGAUCUGGCUCCCUGCAUAACCUUGAAGAGCUGGGUCCAGACACUGCGACCACUGAGUGCAAAAACAAAACCUUUAGGAUCAAGAGAUGUUUUGCCAAAUAAUCGUCAGCUUUAUGAGAUGAUCCUGACCUAUAACUUUCAUCAACCCAAGAGUGGGGAAGUAACUCCAAGCUGCCCACUACUUUGUGAACUAUUGUAUGAAUCAGAAUUUGACAGCCAACUGUGGAUUAUAUUUGACCAGAACAAAAGACAAAUGGGUUCGGGAGAUGCCUAUCCACAUCAGUAUUCUUUGAAACUGGAAAAAGGAGAUUAUACAAUUCGACUCCAGAUCCGUCAUGAGCAGAUCAGUGAUUUGGAACGUCUUAAAGAUCUUCCAUUUAUUGUUUCUCAUAGGUUGUCUAAUACCUUGAGCUUAGAUAUUCAUGAAAAUCAUAGCCUUGCACUUCUAGGAAAGAAGAAAUCAAGUAAUUUGACAUUACCACCCAAAUACAAUCAACCAUUCUUUGUUACUUCCUUACCCGAUGACAAAAUACCUAAAGGGGCAGGACCUGGAUGCUACCUUGCAGGAUCCUUAACGUUAUCAAAGACUGAACUUGGAAAGAAAGCUGGGCAGUCUGCAGCAAAACGACAAGGAAAAUUUAAAAAGGAUGUGAUCCCUGUUCAUUACUACCUAAUAUCUCCGCCAACAAAGACUAAGAAUGGCGGCAAAGAUAAAGAAAAAGAGUCAGAAAAAGAGAAAGACUUGAAAGAAGAGUUUACUGAAGCAUUACGAGAUCUUAAAAUUCAGUGGAUGACAAAGCUGGAUUCUAGUGACAUUUAUAAUGAAUUGAAAGAAACAUAUCCUAAUUAUCUUCCUCUGUACGUUGCAAGACUUCAUCAGUUGGAUGCUGAAAAGGAACGAAUGAAAAGACUUAAUGAAAUUGUUGAGGCUGCAAAUGCUGUCAUUUCUCACAUAGACCAGACGGCCCUCGCAGUUUAUAUUGCGAUGAAGACUGACCCCAGGCCCGAUGCAGCUACUAUAAAAAAUGAUAUGGACAAACAAAAAUCUACCCUCGUGGAUGCCCUUUGUAGAAAAGGAUGUGCCCUAGCUGACCACCUGCUUCACGCACAAGAUCAAGAUGGGGCCGUUUCAGGUGAUACGGAAGGAAGAGAGGAGGAAGGAGAGAGCACUCUGGAUUCUCUGACGGAAACAUUUUGGGAAACUACAAAAUGGACUGAUCUUUUUGACAAUAAGCUGCCUGGCCAGAAGAGGAAGACAAUACAUGGAAUGUGGCUAAGCUGGGCUCUGAAGAAGACUCUGUGUUUAGUUUUAACAUUUGCAUACAAGCAUGCAUUAGUAAAUAAAAUGUAUGGGAGAGGCCUUAAAUUUGCAACUAAACUUGUGGAAGAAAAACCAACAAAAGAAAACUGGAAAAAUUGUAUUCAACUGAUGAAGUUACUUGGAUGGACCCAUUGUGCAUCUUUUACUGAAAACUGGCUUCCCAUCAUGUAUCCUCCUGAUUAUUGUGUAUUCUAAAAUAGGAACCAAGACUUCAAAUUUUAAAAAAGAAAGUUUUAUAGUGAAUGGAUAUAAAAACAAAUUUGUGGCAUUUUUAGUCUAAUGCAUGUUUUCAUCCGCUAUCAAAUACUGAUUAUUAAAAUGAUGUGUAUUUAUCAGAGAAUUUGCUGGCGUGUGGCUUAAUACAUGUAAAUCUAGACCUCUGACAUCAUGGUGUUUUUUUAAUGCCUCACAUGGCUGGCACCGGGCUGUGCCCUGACUGCCAGCACCAAGGACUUUCGGUUGGGUUGCAGAUAUCACUUGCAUGAUAGGUUUUGAACAGUGACUUUUAACUGCAAACCUGUAAAAUUCUAUUUUUUAUUUUAUAAACGAACAGGGUUUUAACAUGCUCAACUUUAAUUUUUUUCAAUUGUAUGAAGGCCUUAAAAAGCUACAUUAAGCGUAGCUAAAAUUAUUUAUUGGACUAAAAAAAUAGCAGAACUUCAUUUCCAGAUUUUUUUUUCUUUUUUUCUUCUUUUUCUUUUUCUUUUUUUUUUUUCUUUUGGUAAAGGUUUACAUUUGAUUAAGGGGGAAAAAACCGGCACAAAUGAGUGUGUGGCAAUUGCUGGAGCAUAACUGCUUCUCACUAAAUCAGUCUUCAUCUUGGAGUUAUUUCGGGUCAGUCAUUUUUAACAUCCUUUUGACAUGCAGAGAGCAUCAGAAUGAACUAAUAAUACAUGUAUAAGUGCCAGACUGCUAAAUCUUUAUCAGGUAUUGUAAAGAUACACAUAUGGUAUGUUUGUUAAAGUUGAAAUAAUGUAAACACGUGAAUACAUGUGCAAAACCAAGAUCACAGUAUAUAUACCAUAUGCAUUCUGAUACCUUGAUUUUUUUUAUAAAUAAUAAAAGUGAAUAUUGAAGCUUCUUAAA